AUGUUGGCUUUUAGAGAUUUGCAUUAUCUGCUUCUGUCUCUGUAAGAGGAGAAAUACUUCAUGGCGAAAAUAUUUAUAAAGCCUCCCCCUGCACUUUGAUUGUGGCGAUAAACUGUCGUUUCAGCGAAUGCUGAAGCUGGGAGGAGGAGGAGGAGGAGCAACAACAACCGGAGGGACUUUUGAAACCCUCAAUAGCCCUUCAUCCUAGUGCGUCCGUGGAAACGAAACACAGGAGCAGCAGCCAAGGCAGUCGGGGUUGCUGUGAUAUUUUAUUUGAUAUUGUUUUUCUGCCUAAUUAUUUUUUGUUUCCCUACGGGCCUUGUGUUUUUUUUAAAGCAGAAAUUUAAUUCCGAAACCAGAGAUUUUGCAUAUCUAUAGAGUAUGGAAUCUAUAUCCAAACGUGUCCAUGUAGGAAGUCCGCUGCUGAGCUUGGAGAACAUUGAACAUCAUGAGAAGUCAGUUCAACAAAAGCCAGUCCCUCAUCAUGUGACUAUCACAGGAUUAAGAAACUGCAAUGAAGCUGAUGUGAUUAGCCAGGCUACCAACAGCAAAGCUAUAGUUUCCGCUUUGAAAAGUCUUCAGGAAAAGAUUCGGUGUUUAGAGGUGGAGCGGGCAGAAGCUGAAAAGAAAAUGCAAAGACUAAGCUAUGAGUCAGUUCACUACAAAAAUAUUGUGGAGCAAGAAAAGGAAAAGAACACCAACGUUAAGACAAAAGUACCUAAUGAACUUGCUGUUCAGUUGGCAGCUGUUGAAGGCCGCUGUUCACUUUUGGAGAAACAGUUAGAAUAUAUGAGGACGAUGGUGGACCAUACAGCAACAGAGAAGAACAUUUUAUUGGAGAAACAGGCCUCGCUGCAGAUAGAUAGGCAGUGGAACCAUGCAGAGCUGCAAUCAAAGCUUGAAAAGCUGGAAAUUCUAGAACAAGAGUGUCUAAAAGUCAAUUUAACACAGACCAGAGCUGAAAGUAAAAUUUAUGAACUACAACAGAAGCUUCAGGAAGAAGAACAUCAGCGUAAACUGAUCCAAGAUAAAGCAGCUCAGCUUCAGACUGGACUUGAAAUGAACAGAAUACUUAUAGGAUCCUGUUCUACAAAAAAGAAAAAGAAAACCAAGAAAAAGAAAGACGUUGUGAAGAAUGAGGUGAGAGGAAAAAACUCUUGUUCACUUCGUGUUUGGCCAGGCCUUGCUGAAUUUCCGUUUGUCGCUGGCACAUCCAUUAGUUCCAGUCAUUCUGUCACAGCAAAUGUACAGAAUGUUUUCCAUCUGAUGAAGCAUUAUAACACAAUGAUGUCUGAUGGAAGACAAAAGCUCCCUGUGCAAAGAACUCUUAAGAAUUCACAAAAAACAACUUAUGACAAUGGCAAAGUGAAGAAUGAGGAUCUACAUCUUGUAUCAUGCUAUUCCUCCUCCUCUUCACCAACUGAGGGGCUCUCGGAGAUCCUCUUAGCAUUGCAGGAUGAGCUGGGCCAAAUGAGCUUUGAGCAUCAAGACCUGCUAAAACAAAUACAAGGUACUAAAAAUACUGAUGUCUGUGAAGAUUUAGAACGUGAACUUGACUGUCUCGUAAAACGGAUGGAGAAAAAAGGGGAUCAGAUUUCUAAACUCAAGAAACACCAGAACAACGUUGAGAAAUUGAAGGUAAAAGCAAAAAAACUGACGAGGGAGAUGGCUAACACUAAGAAGCGAGCAAAAGCUUUAGAUGAAAUGAAGGAAGUGCCAGUUACCCCCAGGGGAACAGAAUUUUCAGUCAAAACAACUUCUGCUCCUGGCCAGAAAGGAAAGGAGAGCCUUCAGCUGCUCAGGAAUGCACAGAAACUGCAGCUAACCCUCAGGCAAAAUGACAUCACAUGGGAGCAGUGAUCACUGUGGUUCAGAAGACAAUGUCUGUAAAUUUGAUUCUGAUGUACGUAAUUAAUACAUUACUACAGAGUAGCUUUAUGAAUCUGUACACUUUUUACUGUGUUUUUUGACCUGAUUCUUGUUGCUUUGAAAUGGACUUGAAAUACUGCAGAUAAUCAUAUGGGGGUAAUGUACUUGAAAUGUAAGUGUUUUUUACAUUCUCAAAUGUUUAAUCUAUUAAAAUGAUUUACAAUAUGCAUUUGGUGCAACCUAUCUGUAGCAAUAUUCUUGUUGGAAAUAGGUUGCUGACCAUCUUCAAUGUUUUGUCCAUGUAUAUCUUGUGUAUAUAAAUUAAUAAAAACACUUGAGGAUCUGCUGUGUCCCUUAUCUGCC
Molecule: messenger RNA, 2232 nt
Organism: Carcharodon carcharias (great white shark)
Lineage: Eukaryota; Metazoa; Chordata; Chondrichthyes; Lamniformes; Lamnidae
Gene: cep57l1
Product: centrosomal protein 57, like 1
Exons: 11
Coding region: 382-1860 (492 amino acids)
Cellular component (GO): centrosome
Molecular function (GO): gamma-tubulin binding; microtubule binding; identical protein binding
Source: RefSeq, a predicted model, not a curated record